GCGCCGCGGCGGAGCCGCCCGCCGUGGCGGCGGCGGCGGCCGUCCUGGAGCACGCGGCGGCGGCGCCGGCGGGGGAUCACCCCGCGGCGGCGGCGGCGGCCGUCCUGGAGCCCGCGGCGGCGGCGCUGGCGGCGGCGCCGGCGGCGGGCGCGCGCCUGAUGCGGUCGCAGGCAGACCCCCCGGGCGCCAGGGGCGCCAAGGUCGGCGGCACCGCGAUGGAGGUGCUGCCCCUGGGCGGCGUGGUGCUCGCCGCAGAUCGCGCCUCCGAGGGGCCCGCCGCCGCGGUGCCGCGGCAGCAGCGCGCUGGGCUGGAUGUCGGAGGCGCCACCCAGGGUGGCCUAGCAGCAGACGCGGCAGCCCCAACCGAGGAGGAUGUGCUCACGCUGGUCGACGGGGUCGGCUCGGACAGCUAUGACAGGUCCCCGAUGGCAGACCGGAGGAUGAACCACCCGCGGCGGAUCUGCGCCGGCGCAUCGAGGCGCAGGACGCGGUGA
This is a messenger RNA of Prorocentrum cordatum, 494 nucleotides long. NCBI's taxonomy places the organism in Eukaryota, Dinophyceae, Prorocentrales, Prorocentraceae. The record is from the annotation of a GenBank genome assembly.